GUCAAGCAACGGAUAAAACUCGUCUUCGCAAAAUCCAUAAUUCCGCCCGCCCGCCCGCUCGACCCCAUCGCCGUCGAUGCUAGCCGAUUCUCCGCCAUUUUCUCCUUUCAAACGAACUAGAUUUGCUAUUCCCGAUCCAAUGGACACUCAACUCGCCACGGAAAAGCUUGCUGCUGCUAAACAGAUUUACGGCCGAGAAAUGCGUGUUUUCGAGACCACAACCCCUACGGUUUCUCAACCGUCUAAUGACACUUCCAACAGCGAUGACCUAGAUGACUUGGAGUUUAGUACCGAAGAUUAUUAUCGUAUAUUAGCUACCAAAAAGGAAGAUAAGUAUUUGAAGACGAAAAAGAUUCGAGAUGCAGAAACAGCAGCUAGGAGAUCCAAAAUUACCAAGGCCGUGGUUCGUGUAAGGUUCCCAGAUAACCACACAUUGGAAGCGACAUUUAAUCCAUCAGAGACAAUGCAAAGCUUAUUUGAUCUUAUUGUGAAAGUUGUGGCUCGACCUGACCUUCCUUUCUAUUUGUAUACUGUUCCUCCAAAAAAGAGAAUCACAAACAUGUCUCAGGACUUCUAUUCUGCUGGCUUUGCUCCUGGUGCGAUUGUCUAUUUCUCGUAUGACCUGCCACAAGGUGUUGAUACUGCACAACUUUCAUUUCUUAAAGAUGAUGUAAUGUCUUUGAAGGGUCUAGAGCUCCUAUCUGUGCAGAAUCCUGUGCCUGAACAACCUGCUCCUGAAACUUUUGUGGCUGUCGUUCCUCCAGCACAAAAGCCAGCUACUGAGAAGAAGAUGGUCAAGCCAAAGUGGUUGAAAAUGUGACAUCUAAAGAGAGAUAAUGCAGAUAAGUUUACUCUUGUAAUUGAUAUGGUUUCCAAAUUAUCCUUUUAAAAUCAGGUUGCAGUACAGAACAAAGGUCCUUUUGGUACCAAUAUGAUAUCUGAUGUUUUAGUUUGAACGAAUUGUAAGUGUAAAUUGUGGCCAAUUUCUUACUCAAUUGAUUAUUUGCGAUGGUGGGAUUCCAACUUUAA
Erigeron canadensis is the source of this 1029-nucleotide messenger RNA. RefSeq names its product plant UBX domain-containing protein 1-like. Bases 77 to 820 code for a protein of 247 amino acids. Gene Ontology annotation, biological process: protein-containing complex disassembly. The record is from RefSeq and is a predicted model, not a curated record. Lineage: Eukaryota; Viridiplantae; Streptophyta; Magnoliopsida; Asterales; Asteraceae. The transcript has 7 exons. Gene Ontology annotation, molecular function: ATPase binding.